AUGUGGAAUCCGCGAGAAAAUAUCCCGGGUGGAGCUGCUGGAGACCGGGUUCCUCCGGGUUGGUGUUGGCUUCCCUUUUCACGCACUCCGGCGCAUGCACUCAGCGCAGGAGACACCGAGCCUCCGCAGCCUCCUCAGCCUUCAGCCUUCAGCCUCAGCCUCCUCUUCCUCCUCAGCCUCAGCCCGCUGAUGCUGAUGAUGCUGAUGCUGCCUCCGGUUGGACGGAGAACCCGAAAGGCGCGUAACCGAGACGCGAGUGCACGACGGCCUGCUCCGGGAGCCUCCAGCAGCAGAAGGCUGCAGAGGGAGGCGGAAACCGGCCGGUUUGAGAGUUUCCUCGGCAGCAGAGGAGUUUCCCCUCUGGGCGGAGCGAAUCGGCGCAGGAAGUGCGCGGCCCGGCUGUGCGCUCCCGGGUUAUUUCUGCUGUCCUACGCCUUCCUCCUGCUGUUGUAUAAAGCAGAAACGCUGAACCGGACACUGCACUGGUGA
This is a messenger RNA of Menidia menidia (Atlantic silverside), 489 nucleotides long. NCBI's taxonomy places the organism in Eukaryota, Metazoa, Chordata, Actinopteri, Atheriniformes, Atherinopsidae. The record is from the annotation of a GenBank genome assembly.